CUGGAGGAUAUGAAAUGGUCAGACGGAGGCGAAGUUACGGAAACCAAGAGAAAGGAGAGUCUAUCGUUAUAGUUGGACGUUUAAGUUGUGUGCCAUGACAUGCGUGCAAUUACUUAAAGAAGCCUGGUGUGGUAGACUGCCAACUUGACACUGAUUAAGGCAAGUGACUUUGGCUUAAUGUGAAGAAGUGAGCACUUGCUUCCAAAACUGUCAGCCUGCUGCAAACAAUUUGACAAAGGUUGGUAACCCAGCUCCUGCAGCCCUCUCCUCUUCCCUUGAUAAGUGGUGGGGACUCAGCUCUGGACUGCUUGCUGCAAGACCCUUUUCUAGCUGCCACGUGUUGCUUGUGGAAUCCUGUUUCUCCCCUGCUUCCUGUCCAUGGUCAGAUGAGAAUAAAGUCUUCUCUCCUGUACUCUACCCCAAUCCUUAUCUCUCCUGGCAUCUCACACCUGUACCCACACAAAUAGUUUCUUUACUUACCUCUUUCACAAAUCUUAGGCUUCAAGAACUAGUUUGAAUUUAUUAGUGGGAAACUUGUGAACCCCCUUGGAACCCUAGGAGUGAGUCUUUCCUUUGAACUACAAUACAUCCAGCAAUAUGUCCAUGUCCAGCCUGUUCUCCUUCACAAGCCCAGCUGUGAAACGUCUUCUUGGCUGGAAGCAGGGAGAUGAAGAGGAGAAAUGGGCAGAAAAAGCUGUGGAUGCCCUAGUGAAAAAGCUGAAGAAGAAGAAAGGAGCCAUGGAGGACCUUGAGAAAGCUCUGAGCUGCCCCGGGCAGCCCAGCAAGUGUGUCACGAUUCCAAGGUCAUUGGAUGGUAGGCUACAGGUUUCUCAUAGGAAAGGUCUGCCUCAUGUAAUCUACUGCAGAGUAUGGCGCUGGCCUGACCUCCAGUCCCACCAUGAACUUAAGCCUGUGGAACUGUGCGAAUACCCAUUUGGCUCAAAACAGAAGGAAGUGUGUAUCAACCCAUACCACUACAAACGAGUUGAGAGUCCUGUGCUCCCUCCUGUCCUGGUACCACGACACAGUGAGUUCAACCCUCAGCACAGCUUGCUGGUACAAUUCCGCAAUCUCACUCAUAAUGAGCCACACAUGCCACUCAACGCCACCUUUCCAGAAUCCUUCCAGCAACAACACAGUGGAAGCAGCAGCAGCAAUAGCGGAGGAGGUGGAGGCAGUUCUUUUGCCAUCUCUCCUAACUCACCAUACCCUCCUUCACCAGCCAGCAGUGGUACUUAUCCAAACUCUCCUGCCAGCUCAGGGCCCUCCAGUCCAUUCCAGCUUCCAGCUGACACCCCACCACCUGCCUACAUGCCCCCUGAUGAACACCAGGGCCAGGAGAGCCAAUCCAUGGAAACAAGUAGCACCCUGAUUCCGCAGACCAUCACCAGAGGAGAUGUGCAACCAGUUGAGUAUGAAGAGCCAAGCCACUGGUGCUCUAUUGUCUACUAUGAACUCAACAAUCGUGUAGGUGAGGCUUACCAUGCCUCUUCAACUAGUGUGCUGGUGGAUGGCUUCACUGACCCUUCAAACAAUAAGAACCGUUUUUGCCUGGGACUUCUUUCCAAUGUCAACCGCAAUUCUACAAUUGAGAAUACUCGCAGACACAUUGGCAAAGGAGUGCACCUGUACUAUGUGGGAGGUGAGGUGUAUGCAGAAUGCCUCAGUGACACCAGCAUUUUUGUCCAGAGCCGAAACUGUAAUUACCACCAUGGCUUUCAUCCCACCACUGUUUGCAAGAUCCCUAGUGGCUGCAGCCUUAAGAUUUUUAACAACCAGGAGUUUGCUCAGCUUUUGGCUCAGUCGGUCAACCACGGGUUUGAGGCUGUAUAUGAGCUUACCAAGAUGUGUACCAUUAGGAUGAGCUUUGUCAAGGGUUGGGGUGCUGAAUAUCAUAGACAGGACGUCACCAGCACACCUUGCUGGAUUGAAGUGCACUUGCAUGGACCCCUUCAGUGGCUGGACAAGGUGCUAACUCAAAUGGGUUCACCUCUCAACCCAAUCUCCUCUGUGUCCUAAUGAUGGUCAUGUGGUAGCUUUUGAAAGUCUUCUACUGUCUUGUUAAUUUUCUGUUCUUUAUUUCUGUGAUUUGUAAUUUAAGUUGCUCUUACAACUGUUUACACUCAACUUUGGGAAAGGAUAUUGAGCUGUGGCUGGAAAUUGAACAACAGGGAUCAUUUCUUCAGACAUAGUUGCAUCAAAAGCAAAUACCUUCGAAAAAAGAGGAGGAAAACAAAAGGCUUAAAAGUUGCCAUAUUUGUCACAAUACUGCUUUACUACAACAGGAAGAAGUGAGGGCAUAUUUGCAAGUGCUUGAGUACAAGUCCAAAAUAUCUUCUUGAAACAUAUUUUGUUUUCUCAAAUACUUAAUGCCUUUGUAAAUUAAGAUGAUAAUGAAGUAGACAUUUCAACACUGUGUCUAGUGUCCCAUAGGCAAAUUGGAUUUUUAAUUUUUAAAAAGUCUUUUUUUCCCAGUGUCAGGACAGUACAUGUAAAGAAAUAUACCUGUUUGUUAACCACUGUGCUCAGAUCUAGCUUUUUAUACUCUUUACUACUAGAAAUGAACACUGAGCUAUAUUCUGUUAGAGAUGGUUAAGUAUGCAAAACUAAUGGUUAUCAAAGUGGGAGAUAAAUCACUGAAAUAGUUUAACACACCAUAAGCUGACGGUGUUUUAAAUUUUCCAGCUAUUGGAUUAGUUGUAGUCUUUUCUGAUAUAAGACAAUGGACUUCAUGAUUGUUUCUUACCUGUGCUCUUGUUCAUGUACGAGCUACUAUUUUCAAUACUCGUAUUAAUAAUGUGCACUCGACUUUUUUUUCCUGAGGCAUCCUAAAUAUUGCUGUGUACAAGUUGAUAUGUUCAUGAAAAUUGGUAUUAGUGAAAAGAAAUAAAAAAGUUAUUUAGUAACAA
Molecule: messenger RNA, 2909 nt
Organism: Cheilinus undulatus (humphead wrasse)
Lineage: Eukaryota; Metazoa; Chordata; Actinopteri; Labriformes; Labridae
Gene: smad5
Product: SMAD family member 5
Exons: 7
Coding region: 598-2019 (473 amino acids)
Biological process (GO): transforming growth factor beta receptor signaling pathway; regulation of transcription by RNA polymerase II; anatomical structure morphogenesis
Cellular component (GO): heteromeric SMAD protein complex
Molecular function (GO): I-SMAD binding; RNA polymerase II cis-regulatory region sequence-specific DNA binding; DNA-binding transcription factor activity, RNA polymerase II-specific
Source: RefSeq, a predicted model, not a curated record